Molecule: messenger RNA, 1344 nt
Organism: Prunus armeniaca (apricot)
Lineage: Eukaryota; Viridiplantae; Streptophyta; Magnoliopsida; Rosales; Rosaceae
Source: the annotation of a GenBank genome assembly
AUGAUUGAAGCGAAGCUGGAAGAGGCGUCAAGAGAACCAGGAAGAAAAGAAAUCAUUGAAGAAUUUAAAGCCUUGGUUUCUUCAUUUCCUGAGGAAAUGGGUACCAUGCAAGGUCAAUUACGUAAAUACAAAGAGGCUGCUUCUGAUUUUCAUUCUUUACAGGCUGAUGUGCAGUCUCUUUCCAGCAUUCUUGAUAGGAAGGUGAAAGAGUGUGAGACUUUAUCUGCCAGAUCCACAGAUCAAGUUGCUGAGAUACAAAAGUUGAAUGCUGUGGUUCAUGAUUUAAAGGAGAGUGAAUCAGAGUUAAAGCUGAUUUUGGAAAUGUAUAGACAUGAGUUGACUGAUCCAAGGGAUGUCUUGGAAGCUAGAGAUUUGGAAUGCAAGGCAUGGGCUCAUGUUGAAAGUUUGAAGUCCUCUCUUGAUGAGCACACCUUGGAAUUACGAGUUAAGACAGCAAAUGAAGCUGAGGCCAUUUCUCAACAAAGGCUCGCUGCUGCAGAAGCUGAGAUUGCUGACUUGAGACAGAAAUUCGAAGAUUCCAAAAGGGAUAUUUUGAGACUUUCUGAUGCUCUGAAGUCCAAAAAUGAAGAAAAUGAGGCAUACUUAUCUGAAAUUGAGACAAUUGGACAAGCAUAUGAUGAUAUGCAAACUCAAAACCAACAUCUACUGCAGCAAAUUACUGAGAGAGAUGACUAUAACAUUAAGCUUGUUUUAGAGGGUGUGAGGGCUAAACAGCUGCAGAAGGCUGUACUCAUGGAUAAACGGAAAAUGGAGAGGGAGAUUCAACAAGGCAAUGCAUCUCUUAAUUUCUAUAACAUGAAAGCUGCUCGAAUUGAAGAUCAGUUGAAAAUGUGUAGAGAUCAGAUUCAGAAACUAGCAGAAGAUAAGUUUCAAAGAGCAAUUACAUUGGAAAAUACUCAAAAGAGAUUGUCGGAUGUCAGGAAGUCAUCUCAGCAGGCACAGGAGGCUCUAGAGGAAUCACAAUCUAAAGUUGACAGAAGUCGAAUGGGUCUGUCAGAGCUGCAGAUAGAACUAGAGAGGGAAAGGUUUGAAAAGAAAAGAAUAGAGGAGGAAUUGGAAAUUUUAAAAAGAAAGGCUUCACGGCUUCGAGCGCAGACAGAGGGUUCAUCAAUUGUUGAAAAACUUCAACAGGAACUUGGAGAAUACCGGGAGAUACUGAAGUGUGAUGUCUGCCUUGACAGGACAAAACAGGUUGUCAUUACAAAAUGCUAUCACUUGUUCUGCAACCCUUGUGUGCAAAAAGUAAUUGAAAGUCGACAGAGGAAGUGUCCACGGUGUUCCAUGAGUUUCGGCCCUAAUGAUGUAAAAUCUGUAUACAUCUAA